AAGCUGUUUCCUUAUGCUCUGAUUAAAUACGACACAGAGAGAGAUGAACCAAUCAGAGACUCUACCGGACUGUGUGUAGAAGCUCUUAAAGGUGAGACAGGACUGUUGGUGUCCAAGAUCACAAACAUCACUCCUUUUGUUGGAUACGCUAACAGCCAGCAGACAGAGAAGAAGAGACUGAGAGACGUGUUUCAGAAAGGAGAUCUGUACUUUAACAGUGGAGACCUGCUGAAGAUAGGCCGGGACAACUUUAUUUACUUUCAGGAUCGAGUCGGAGAUACAUUCAGGUGGAAGGGAGAGAAUGUGGCCACAACUGAAGUAGCUGACAUCCUCAACCUGAUAGACUUUGUCCAAGAGGCAAAUGUCUACGGUGUUCAGGUACCAGGCAACGAGGGGAGGAUAGGAAUGGCUGCCGUCACGGUGAAGGGGGGAGAACAGUUUGAUGGCAACAAAACGUUCAGCCACGUAGCCAGCUACCUACCGGCGUAUGCACGGCCCCGCUUCAUACGCAUCCAGAAUGCGUUGGAGGUGACGGGGACCUUCAAGCAGAUGAAGGUGAGGUUAGUGGAGGAAGGUUUCGACCCGGCCAGCAUCACAGACCCUCUGUACAUCCUACAGGAGAGAAAUCAGAGUUACACACCAAUGACUGGCCAGGUCUACAGCUCCAUAGUGGCAGGCAUCAUCAAGCUGUGAACAGAUCUGUGGUGAUAAUACUCCUGGGUCCUAUUCAUUAGGGCAUGCAAUGGAAAACAUUUUAAAAAUAUAUUACAACGGAAAACAGAAAUGAGCAUUACUUAGUCCCUCCCUGUUUUAGUCCACGCCAGCCCUCAUUCUUCACCUGCGGGAUCGUCUGAAACCAGCCACCCGGAUAGCUAAUGAAACUUAGGAGUAUUUCUGUCUGUAAUAAAGCCCAUUUGUGUUGAAAAAUAAAUUCUGAUUGGCUGGGCCUGGCUCCCAAGUGGGUGGGCCUAUGCCUUCCUAGGCCCACCAAUGGCUGCGCCCCUGCCCAGUCAUGUGAAAUCCAUAGAUUAGGGCCUAAUUUAUUUAUUUCAAUUGACUGAUUUCCUCAUAAGAAUUGUAACUCAAUAAAAUCAUUGAAAUUGUU
This is a messenger RNA of Salvelinus namaycush (lake trout), 1105 nucleotides long. RefSeq names its product very long-chain acyl-CoA synthetase-like. The transcript has 5 exons. The record is from RefSeq and is a predicted model, not a curated record. Gene Ontology annotation, molecular function: long-chain fatty acid transmembrane transporter activity; long-chain fatty acid-CoA ligase activity. NCBI's taxonomy places the organism in Eukaryota, Metazoa, Chordata, Actinopteri, Salmoniformes, Salmonidae. The annotation marks the transcript as partial.